Molecule: messenger RNA, 783 nt
Organism: Arabis nemorensis
Lineage: Eukaryota; Viridiplantae; Streptophyta; Magnoliopsida; Brassicales; Brassicaceae
Source: the annotation of a GenBank genome assembly
AUGGAUUGCUGUUGCUGCGAUCGAAAUGGCGUCGACGAUCGCCUUACCGAAUACCUCAUCGACGGCAACACCGCCGAUCUAUCAAGCAACACCAUCUCGCCGUUAAAUUCUCAUUUCAUGGCGCUUUCCUGCCGCGACACACUACGCCUUAUCUUCCUGAGGCUUACCGUUUCCGAUCUGGCUCGUGCGAGCUGCGUUUGCAAAGUUUGGAACUCUGUCGCCUCAGAGGACGAUCUGGUGGUUACUGCUUUCACGGCGCCAUGGCGGAUUAAGGAACUUGUUGGGAUGCCUGCUUCCGGAUCCUUCUGGAGAGACAACGGAAUCUGGAAAUUUGCUAUCUCUCAUCGGAUUUCUCGUGGAGAUAGUGUCACCAGUCUCGCCGUCAAGUACUCCGUCCAGGUUAUGGACAUAAAGCGGCUAAACAACAUGAUGAGCGAUCAUGGGAUUUACUCAAGAGACAGACUGCUUAUCCCAAUAAGCAAUCCCGAAAUUCUUGCAAACACCAUGUGCUACAUAGAGGUAGACAAGUAUGCCAAACGAGAAGUAGCUGUUCUUUACCUAGAAGGUGGACCAAAGAGAGAACAGACUGUAUCUAGUAUAAAUCAUAUGUCCACCUUAUCAGCCCAUGGCAAGCGAAGGCUGAUUGAUUCUCUAAGGAGAAGCAUGCAAGUUGAUGAUGGAACCGCUCUAUACUACUUGGCUAUCGCUGAAGGGGAUCCAAGAUCCGCUUUGUCUGAGUUCUCGGCUGAUCUCAGUUGGGAGAGGCAGACUGGUCUCAACUAG